Trichoderma citrinoviride is the source of this 1740-nucleotide messenger RNA. RefSeq lists its product as hypothetical. The transcript has a single exon. The record is from RefSeq and is a predicted model, not a curated record. NCBI's taxonomy places the organism in Eukaryota, Fungi, Ascomycota, Sordariomycetes, Hypocreales, Hypocreaceae. Bases 1 to 1740 code for a protein of 579 amino acids.
AUGAUACCCUCAAGAUGCUGCACCUGGACGCUCCGACUUACAACCUCAGCUCAUCGCUCUGUGGCGCGCAACCAGAAGCGGUUCAGGGCCUUUGUGCGGAGAAUCGACAAGAACAACGAGGUGUACUACACGAUCGCCAACAAGCGGCCCCCCAAGUCCCCGGAUGCCAUUCCCGUGAGAGACGACUUCUUCGAGAUGCCGGAUCUGCUGCUGGACCUCGAUGCGGAGGAGAGUCCGUUCGUGCGCCAGGCAGACGAGUCCGAUGAGCGGCGGCUGGAGAGGAGAUGGGACGUCAACCCGAAGAGAGUCCAUGCCCAGAAACAGCUCGAGGCACUGCGAGAGCAAAUCGCCGAGUCGCGGCGGAGAGCAGACGAUGUCUUGUCGAAUCCAGCGAACAUCUGGAGACUCAGCCCUCAUGAUGUUCUCUCAGCGGCUCUUCGCUGCCAAUCAAGGACCAUCGACGACGCCGACUUCCCUGCGACGAGUUCAAGACUCUCUGCGACCCCUGGGGAACUGGCAAUUAGGCAGGACUCGGGACUUGUCGAGGUGCUUUGCCGAGAGAAUGGGAUUCCUCCCCAUGCGUUGCAAGAUGACCAGGUCCUGUUGGAGUGGAUGGUGUUGCGGUACAAGAACCUCCAGCGCACCAUCACAAAUCGAAGCGAGCAGCCGUUGUCGCCGUCUGAGUUGACUGCUGCCUUAAAGGACCAGACAUCCAUCAACGGCAUCCGUCGACUGGUGUUUCACUCCCUGAGCUCCGAAGGGGCGGCAAAGACAUACUUCAUCAUCAAGCGAAAGGAUGCCAGCGAGGAUUCGACGAGCACAGAGGACUACGUCCCGCGCGCACUACGCAGCGCCUGUCUCCAUGUUCUGAGUCAACAUCCAGGAAACAAAGCGGCCGCCCAUCUGGAAAUCCUGAGCCUCAUUGGGAAUCUAGCCGCGAGACUCUCCUCCGACGGCGUAGCGCUCCCUUCUACUCUGACCGGACUGGCACUUCGGCUCUCCGCAUCAGCGGGCAUUAUCCAAGCGGCAUCUGAAUGGCUGCACCGGGGGUUUCAGGAUCGUUCAUGGGAAAGGCGCGCUGCCUCGGCAAACGACAUUGAAGAUGCGCUGAGGGUGUUUACGCAGCAUCUGAGCGGUCGAGGGGAUGGUGUUGGUGGUGGUGGUGGUGGCUUAUACACCGUUCACGAUCGACAAAUGCUUCUGCAGCUGCUGACCGGCAUCGAUGAGCAUCAUGCGAUAUCGAGCGAGUCCUUCCGCUCUCUCGCUCUCUUCCAUCUCGGCGAACAGAGCCGGGUUUCUACAGCUCAAGCAUACGGCAUGUACGAAUCGUACAUGGCACUCCUGGGCCAUCUCGGGGCUUUGCGAACAAUUUGGAAAGAAUGGCACGUCUCUCGGCCCCUCGUGUCCCGUUUCCUGAACCCAAACGACGGCCACGCUCAACGGCUUGCUCAGCUCUUUGAAGCGUCGUUGCAGAUUGCGCUCAGGAGAGCCGUCCUGCAGCCGGAGGAGACGAGAUGCCCGCCCGAUAUGGAGCUGGGCGAGUGCGUUGCGCUGGACUACCAUUCGAUUGGUUCGCAAGAGCCCGAUUCGGGAACGGUCGACGACGUGAGAGGGAUGGCUGAGGCGAAACUGUCUACAGGUGGUGACCUUUUGGGCUUGCCGUCUUUCGAUUUGACCCUUGACGAAUGGCUAGUGAAGCUUGAGGAGACCACUCGCCAAAGGCCUUCUUCAUCUCAGUGA